AUGAAGGCUCUUGCAUUCCUGGUUCUGCUGCUCCCUGUGUCGGCCCACUGCCUCAUGUUCCAGCCCCUGGACUGCGCUGACAUCUACAACGACGGCUCUCAGACCAGCGACGUGUACAGGAUCUACCCUGCAGGGCCCCUGUCUCCUGUCUACGUUUACUGUGACAUGGACACAGACGGGGGGAAGUGGACGGUGAUUCAGAGGAGGAUGGAUGGCUCUGUGAACUUCUACAGACCCUGGGAGCAGUACAAGAGCGGCUUUGGGAACGCAGCAGGAGAGUACUGGCUGGGACUGGAGACCAUGUACCUCCUUAAUCUGAGAAAGAAAUACGAGCUGAGGGUGGACAUGGAGGACUUUGAGGGGGGGAAGGUCCACGCCCAGUACUCCUCCUUCUCUAUCGAUCCUGAGUCCGAGGGCUACACGCUGCAUGUCACCGGCUACAUUGAUGGAGGAGCAGGAGAUUCUAUGGCCAACCACGACGGGAGUAAGUUUUCCACCUUCGACAAGGACCAGGACAGCUCUUCCUUUAACUGUGCUAAAUCAUAUCUGGGGGGAUUCUGGUAUAACAACUGCCAUGUGGCGAACCCUAAUGGCCUGUAUCAGUGGGGUAGAGGCUCCGAAAAUAGCAUUGGCAUAAACUGGAAAACGUGGAGGGGCUAUGAGUACUCCCUGAAAGCCAUCGUCAUGAAGAUCAGACCUGUGUCUCUGGCUCUCUUAGAGGAGUAG
Molecule: messenger RNA, 726 nt
Organism: Megalops cyprinoides (Indo-Pacific tarpon)
Lineage: Eukaryota; Metazoa; Chordata; Actinopteri; Elopiformes; Megalopidae
Product: microfibril-associated glycoprotein 4-like
Exons: 5
Coding region: 1-726 (241 amino acids)
Biological process (GO): elastic fiber assembly
Source: RefSeq, a predicted model, not a curated record